UUGGAGGGAGGUUUGUUUUUAUUUUGCAAUAUGCACAUUCCCUGUGUGUAUUUUAGACGCAGCUAACUUUCAGUCCACUAAAAAUGGCUAAAUUACAGUCUUUGGGUGUGUUUGUUAAUAAGCGUUUAACAUUGGCUGCCGUAGAGAUUAUGGGGGCAGUAGAGAAAGUCGUAGCGGAGUACCAGGAGGAGAUUUCCCGAUCGAAAGAGGAGAAUGACCGGCUACGGAGACUGCUGCGGAUCAGACCGGAGAUAAAACUAUAUAGAUUACACUCUCUCCCCUUGUGUCUUACUGUCUCCGAGGAGGAGGUUACCCCUGUGCAGCAGCAAUGUGACCAGGAGAAAUGGAACUCCAGUCUGGGGACAAAAGACCCAGAGCCCAUGCAGAUUAAAGAGGAGGAAGUCGGGACCACUCAGGAGGCAGGGCAGCUUCAAGGGCUGGAGGCUGACAUCAUAGAGUUCAUAUUCACUCCUCCCUGUGUGAAAAGUGAUUGCGGUAAGGAGGACUCACUUUUAAGUCUUCCCCAAACUGAGACUAUGGAGAAGAGAGAGCGUGACUCUAAACAAUUGGAUCUCAAACCUUUUGGCACUGUGACCCACCUUGACAUUACCAGUGACUCUCCAGAUAAUCAAGACAAUGUCUCCAGUUACAGCUCAGCCGUAAUUAACGAUCCAGUAGGAUUUGACAUAAGCCCACCAUUGGAUCCCAACUCACCAUUAAGGAAACCCGGUACUAAAGCCAGCACCACGUAUAAAAAACCUCAUAUACUCCCCAUGCCCAGAGUUAGGGUCAGAACCACAGACAGAGGUCUGUUUCAUCCAGAGACAUUUGAGAGAGCCUCCCAAGAUGUGCUGGUAGGGGGCCAGUCAGUCAGGAGUGCAGCGAAAGCACAUGGCGUAUGCCAUGUUACUCUGUUUAGGUACUGUCGGAGGAAAAAGGAUAGCGCCAAUGCCCGACUGCCAGCAUACAGAGCCCACAACAGAGUGUUUAGUCAGGAGCAGGAGAAUCAUCUGAAAGAGUAUCUGUUGAGGGCUGCAGAAAUAUACUUUCGAUUGAGUCCUAAAGAGGUACGUAGACUUGCAUACCAGCUUGCCCAACACUACCACUGCAAGUACCCUGAGACCUGGGUUACCAAGGAGAUGGCAGGGAAAGACUGGUUCACCUCCUUCCUCAAAAGGCACCCCGGCCUCUCCAUCCGCCAGCCUCAAGCCACCAGUCUGUUGAGGGCGACAAGUUUCAAUGCAACGAACGUGUCUCAGUUCUUCAACAACCUUUCUACUAUUCUGGGCCGCCACAACUUUGAGGCCAAAGAUGUGUGGAACAUGGAUGAGACCAGCACCACAACAGUCCAAGUGCCGAACAAAAUCAUUGCCAACAGAGGGAGGAAGCAGGUCAGACCAACAACAUCUGUAGAGAGAGGAACAAUGGUUACUAUGGCACUAGCGGUCAAUGCUCAAGGAAACAGCAUUCCACCUCACUUCAUCUUUCCCCACAAUAAGUACCUUGAUCACUUCCUACGUGAUGGGCCUACAGGAUGCAUGGGCACUGCUAGUGGUUCUGGUUGGAUGCAGGAGAAUGACUUCCUGGCCUUCUUGCAACAUUUUGUGAAGUACACCAGGGCGUCCCCAGAGUCUCCACAGCUGCUGCUUCUGGAUAAUCAAGCCUCUCACCUCUCACUCCAGGGCAUGGACUACUGCAAAGCCAAUGGCGUCGUGCUGCUCUCCUUCCCUCCUCACUGCUCCCACAAGCUGCAGCCCCUGGAUAGAAGUGUGUACGGCCCCCUGAGGAGAUACAUCAACAGUGCCAUUGAUUGCUGGAUAAAGACGUACCCUGGCAAAACGGUCUCCAUAUAUGACCUACCAGGAAUUGUGGCAACAGCCCUACCAUCUGCUGUGACACCAGCCAACAUCAUGGCUGGAUUUCACUGUACCGGCAUAUGGCCAUUAAACCCUACUGUCUUUACAGAAGCCGACUUCUCACCUGCUUUUGUAACAGGUCGUCCUGCCCCCACCACCACAGAGGAGGACAGAGGAGGACACCACAGAGGAGCACCAGGGGGCCGUGGUGGCUCUCCACAGGCCCAGCCUAGGGUGGAGGUCAACGUAAGUCCUGUGGGGCGGUCUGUCUCUCCUGGACAGGGGGAGGUCCAAGCCUAUUCCACCUCUGGGGAUCCCCUCCACACUGUCUCAGAUCCAUCUACACCUGAAGAUCUCUUCUGUGAUUCUGCACUGAGUCAAUCCCAUCCCCACAGAUGACGUCAGCCUUGUCUAAACAUCAGACUGUUUCUAUGGUUACGCCAUGGAUCUCAGUCUGAAAGAAGUCACUGUAAAAAAGACGCAAUAGUCUACAAGACAGAAUGUUGAAUACAUUGAUAUUUAAAUGUACUUUACCGGUUUUCCGUGCUGUUGGUCCUUUUGGUUGGUAGGAAGUGGAAAUGGGGUAUCCACGGGAAAGGGUUGUUUACCUGACUUAUUACGGCGCCGGUAGGUUCUGUUGCUUGUAUAUUCCAUCUCCUGAUGCAUUCCACGUGAUGCACAAUUUGUUAAUAAUAGCCCAAUGUAACUGAAUGUUGUUGACCAAAGCCCGUUCCCUCGCAGUCACGGUGCUUGGGAAAUUUGCCAGCUGAUUGCGUGGGACAACGUUGGGUCUGUUCUUCAGUUAAACUCUGCCAUUGUUUACAUAUUGUGCAUGCCGUGUGCAAAUUGCGUCAGCAUUGAAAAUACAAACACUACACUGAAUAUUUCUUCUAAGAUUACCUCCUAUAUAAGGACAAAAUCAGCAGACAACGGGUAAAGUACGUUCAAAUUAAGUUAAUUCAACAGUCUGACUUGUGAUGCGACUGUUCACAAAAAAUGAGCCUACAUGUUGGAGAUGAGAGGAGUCUUCCACUCUCAGAUUCGGAGAGGCUAACUUCAGCCCUGUAGCUGUCCGACCUUUUCCCGAAGGAGAAGAACGACCACCAUUCUAACCGAUACCCCUGUCAAGGUGCCCUGGAGGAUGAGAAAACAGGUGAUACCAAAAGCCAAGCGCAGCUUGCAGAAACAGUGUGGCAAGAGCGCUCAGAAGAGAGCAACUAAUUAGAAUGAACAUGAAGUUGUACGGAAGAUUUUGGCUCAUCCAUGCCAGGGCAGAUCUGGGUGCAGUGCUUGUUCAGUCAAGGGUGGGCACACAAGGCCUACACUGAAGGAGAGGAGAUCUACAUCUGUCACUGAUAGACAGAGUAAACAAAUUACAGGUUUAUGCACUUUUGUUUUGCACUAUUUCAUUUUAAUUUCCUCAAACAAUUGACUAGUUUACAACAAGUGUUUGUUUCACACUUGUGUUAACAUUUUGUUUGUCUGAAGGUGUUACUUUUUGCACUCUUAGUUCAGAAAAACAGUUCUAUAUUUUUAAAUGUUAAAUGUUAUACCUCUUCUAUUGCCUGAUUUAUUUGUUUUACUUUAGGGGGGGGAAGGUGUCAUUUAGAAGACGUUCUUAUCCUGAGCGACUUACAGGAGCAGUUAGGGUUAAGGGCAUGUCGACAGAUGUUUCACCUAGUUGACUCGGAUUCGAACCAGCAACCUUUCGGCUCUUAACCGCUAGGCUACCUGGGUGCUGUUUUAGACGACAUUGUCUUUUGUGGAUCUAUUUCAUUCUCUUCAUUUAAGUCUUAAAGCUGCAAUAUGUAACUUUUUGGGCAACCCAACAAAAUUCACAUAGAAAUGUUAGUUAUAGAUCUGUCAUUCUCGUUGAAAGCAAGUAUAAGACGUGGUAGAUCUUUUCUAAGUGCGCUAUUUCUAUGCUUGCCAUUCUUAAGUUUUGUUUUUGCGUCUUGUUUUUGGUUUUGUACACCAACUUCAAACUGCUGAAAAUAUAA
Salvelinus namaycush (lake trout) is the source of this 3856-nucleotide messenger RNA. RefSeq lists its product as uncharacterized. The transcript has 2 exons. The coding region runs from base 84 to 2255 and encodes 723 amino acids. Lineage: Eukaryota; Metazoa; Chordata; Actinopteri; Salmoniformes; Salmonidae. The record is from RefSeq and is a predicted model, not a curated record. Gene Ontology annotation, cellular component: nucleus. Gene Ontology annotation, molecular function: DNA binding.